Anastrepha obliqua is the source of this 6544-nucleotide messenger RNA. It is a transcript of the gene Lk6, whose product is annotated as probable serine/threonine-protein kinase DDB_G0280133. Gene Ontology annotation, molecular function: ATP binding; calmodulin binding; calcium-dependent protein serine/threonine kinase activity. Gene Ontology annotation, cellular component: nucleus; cytoplasm. Gene Ontology annotation, biological process: protein autophosphorylation; intracellular signal transduction; peptidyl-serine phosphorylation. NCBI's taxonomy places the organism in Eukaryota, Metazoa, Arthropoda, Insecta, Diptera, Tephritidae. The transcript is spliced from 7 exons. The coding region runs from base 1464 to 5837 and encodes 1457 amino acids. The record is from RefSeq and is a predicted model, not a curated record.
UUUGUAAUGAAAAAAUUUAAUGGUCAAUCGGAAUCGACUGCCACAGCGUAUACAGCUAAAGCACCACCAACAACAACAACCUCGGCUAAAUUAAUCAUAUUGGAAACAAUACAGCAGCAGGAGCUAAAGCUACUGCAAUCUAACCCACACCACCGAAAAGUAGCAGAGAAGAAUCAAAUUGGCGUUGUCGGGGCGUCAGGUGUGACAGCACUAACUGCGCAGUCGAGUGAAACGUUAGUGACGUUGACAGCGGCAGAAGUAGUAGCAGCAGUCAACGCAAUAUCAGUGAAAAUUUUUAAUUUACAAGAAUCUUUAACUACUGUUAAAAGAGCAGAAAUGUUCAUUUAGUGGUAAUUUCAUUGAAUAUAACACGUACUCUAACACCAGCAGAAAAGCAAUAGAGCUAAAAUUUAAUACAGCAAAAAAAAUCAGUUUACGUGUUGGGACACAGUAUUUUCACUUAAAAUUGCACCUCGACAAAUUAACCAAUGAGGCGUAACUAUUUCCAGGAAGACUAGCAGUCUAACUGACGACGCAUAUUCAACUAUAUAUGACACUUAGAGCACCACAGCUGUGGAUAAAAGUAAAGCAGAAGGUUGGAAAAUUUUGAUUACUUGAAAUGUUUAUAUAUUUCUGAUACAAUUCCUGGUGCAGUUUUUGAAGUAAAAAAUUUAAUAUUUCUCCUGCUGUUUGCUGGAGGAUACAGUAUUUGUACGAACUUGAAUAUUUAGAGGACUAUCAACCAUUUUGAAUGAUCAACGCAUUGGCAUCACAGGCGGAACUGCAGCGUAGCUAAAUUGGUAGUCAACGCAUACCAAAAGCUUGUAAACGAAAAGUAAAGAAGAUUGAGAAACUUUUCGAGGCGGAAGUGAGUCUGUAGAAUACGGGAAAAGAAAUUUAGGAAAAAAUUUCGAACGCAGCUAAUAUACACAUAUAUCUACGCCGGACGGAAACUGGUGUUGCAGCCAACGAGUCGGAACAAGCCGAAGUGACAAAAACAGCCGUAGUUUGCGGUAAAGGCGGCGAGCAAUUGAACAAGCACCAGUGCAAAAGGAAUAAUCGCGUAGUUGUAUUUACUUUAGGCUUUUGUACGGGCUAGAUUUGGAAUUUCUGUAGUGUUGUCACCAACCGCAAAACAAAAAUAAAUUGCGAUUGCUUAAAAUUUCAAAGAACAACAAGAAAAUUUCUGUCAUAAAAAGAAAAUUUUAAUAUUUUCCAUUUCGAAAAAAAAACUUUGAAGAAAUAUUCUGAAAAAUUGUCGAAGUAUUUGUGCAAUACAGACGUCAUUUAAUAGUGUUCAACGUUCUACCAUUCAACGGAAAUAGAAAAUUUCCUCAGUUGAAUUGACUGCAUCCCCAGCAACCACAUAAAAUUAAAAUAAAAUAUACAACACCGUCAAUAGACAAUCGCAUAACAAUAUACAUAGAAAAUACCGAGAACCGUAAACGAAUCAGUCCGAAAAAAUGGUUGAACGCAUUUUGGAGGAAGAGGAGGACAAUAGCAAUGCCCCAGCUGGUACUGCAGUUGGUGGCACUAAUUCAAUAACAAGCAACAAUAAAAAUGUGGGUAGUGGGAGCGAUAGUGGUGUAGGCGGUGGUUGCACUUUCUCUACGGACACGGAUAAUAGUAGCAGUCGAUCAGGCGGCCAUAAUGAAAUGACACGCUAUAGUAGUUCGGGCAAUGAGUCCAGCGAGGCGCCUAAAUUGACGGAAAUCGAACGUCAAGCGGAACUAAAUCGUCAUAAGGAGGAAAUGCAAAAGAAACGACGCAAGAAGAAGCGCACCAGCUCCUCCUUGCAUUCGUCAACAUUUCAAGAAUUGUAUAAGCUGACGGGCGAAAUCCUUGGCGAAGGCGCCUACGCCUCGGUACAAACAUGCGUAAAUAUCUACACCGAUUUGGAGUAUGCUGUGAAGGUGAUCGAUAAAAUACCAGGACAUGCGCGUGCGCGUGUUUUUCGCGAAGUGGAGACAUUCCAUCAUUGUCAGGGACAUCCGGGCAUUUUACAGUUAAUUGAAUUCUUCGAAGAUGAUGAAAAAUUUUAUUUGGUUUUUGAAAAGAUUAAUGGCGGGCCCCUUUUGAGACGCAUUCAAGAGCAAAUUUGUUUCUCAGAACACGAGGCAGCGCAGAUUAUCAAAGAAAUCGCCUCAGGCUUGGACUUUCUACACAAGAAAGGUAUUGCACAUCGUGAUCUGAAGCCGGAAAAUAUUUUAUGUGUAUAUCCGGACAAAUUGUGUCCGAUUAAAAUUUGCGAUUUCGAUUUGGGAUCGGGAAUCAAAUUCACGACAGACGUGUCGUCACCAUCGGCAACGCCACAACUGCUAACACCCGUCGGUAGCGCAGAAUUUAUGGCACCCGAAGUUGUGGAACUGUUCGUUGGCGAGGCAAAUUAUUAUGAUAAGCGUUGUGAUCUGUGGUCACUUGGUGUGAUUGCUUAUAUUUUGUUGUGUGGAUAUCCGCCAUUUUCUGGGAAUUGUGAAAAGGAUUGCGGCUGGAAUCGUGGCGAGAACUGUCGCACCUGUCAAGAGUUGCUUUUCGAGUCCAUACAAGAAGGACGAUUUUCUUUUCCUGAUACUGAAUGGAGGGACGUGAGCGAAGAGGCCAAAGAUUUAAUUCGUGGGCUGCUCGUGAAGGAAGCACCAAAGCGUUUAAGUGCCGAAGCCGUGCUAAAUCAUCCAUGGAUUAAAUUUUCGGAGGAAGGGAGUCCAACAGAUAGUAAGAAAAUGGAGAACCGACGAAAAGCGCUACGCACUCCCGGCAAUAUAAGGCGCAAUCAAUCUGCGCGCGAAAUAUCGCAAUUUGCUGAAUCGGCAAUGGCUGUGAAACGCGUAAUAUUGCAACACUUCUCAAUGCGCUAUGAUUACAUGAAGGAGCGUCCGAAUAUAUACCAGCCAUCGCAAAUGCAACUCGACUCUCACGAUGGCAACACGGAUAACAACAGCCCACCAAUAUUUAUAAAGCCGCCACCAUCACGCAGUCGCUCUAUGAAUAACUCGUUGAGCGUCAGCAAUAAUUCCACUUAUGGUGGGCGUAACAGCAAUUUGUAUGCCACACGUCAAUCAGCUCGCUAUGGCAGCGUUAACGGCGGCGGUGGGGCUAAAUCGUCGAGCAUAUUUCACUCGGGUUCAUCAUCGUUUAAAACACUUAACGUACAUGAAGAAGACGACGAUGACGAGGAGGCACUAGAGGCAUUCGGACGGCUCGACGAAGAUGAGGAGUGGGCUCAUACAGGCGAACGUCAUAACCGGUACCUUACCGCCAACGAUGAGGAGAUAGAGAGCCGUAGACAAUUCAAGUAUGGUGCGGAAGAUGAGAGUGAUGAUGAGAACAGUCACCAUUAUUGGCGUGAUUUGGAUAAUGAAGAUGAUGGACAGAUCGAAGGCGAGGAGGAAGCGAGAAGCACAUAUGAGCCGUACGAACAGAGCGGCGAGUGCAGUGAUAAUCAUACGCUCCGUGACUAUAACGAUUACAACUGGCGUCCGAAGUACUACGUAGAUGGCGAUAAAGAAAUAGAAGAGUUAGAAAUUUGCAGAAAAGUGGAGAAGGGAAAUCGUUAUCGUCAUGACGAUUAUGGUGAUAAUGCUAAUACUAGUGAUGUGGAGGAUAAUUCCUGGUUUAGGGGUGGUGAUAAUCGAAAUAAGACAACAUUAUUACAGGGUGCCAUGCAAAUGAAGGAGGGAGAGAGAUCAGUAAGGGCUGAAAGUACUCUUGAGUUAAGUUUUAAUAAAUCAAAUUAUGAGAGUAAGGAUGUGGAUAAAGAUGAUGACGAGUGGAAGCGAGGCACUAUGCAGGAGCGACUGUUUGAGGAUACUGACUCUGUUAAUGUGGGUCAUGAUAAGGUUAAGGUUAAUAAUAAAGAUAAUAACGAUGAUGAAAGUAAUUUGUUUAAAAACUCCGAUCCUGAUGAAAGCGUUUUCAAGCGCGGACAAGAAAACAUGGGAAACCUAAAGCAACAACAGCAAAGCGAUUUUGGUAACGAGGAAAAAUUUUAUUUCAAUGCAGGUUCAAAUGCAAAUGCAAAACUCAAAUCUUAUUACAACAUCCAAGAUAAUAUUAAAGCAAAAAAUUUUGAUAAUGAAUAUAACUGUAAUAGUAGCAGUAGCAGCGGGGCAAGGAUCAACAAAGCAAAUGAUUUGUUGCUGACCAGUGAACAAAGCCAACUUCCAAUAAGUGAUAUUAUUAAUGAAACAAUCAUUAAUUCAAACACAAAAAUAAUAGAUGCAGGAGCACAAUCAGAAAAUGCAACAAAAACAACUCUUACCAUCAACAACGACAACAAAUUAAUUGUUUCGAAAGAUAAUUAUACGACAACAAAUGAAAAUGCUAAUUUAUUGGCUAGUAUUAGUGAUUUGAAAGAAAAGCUACCUGAAUUUAAUGAGACUGCAAAUAUUGUUGUCGCCGCGCCAGUGAGUGAAGACACAUUUGAGACUAUAGCAAUCAAUAACAAGAAGGAUAAAGCUACUGAGAUUGAAGAGCCAGCGACACCAAUUGGGCGAGGAGAAAAUAAGGUUUGCGCAAAAGCCGAACGAAAGAAGCAACCGAAGCUGGAUGAAGCAGUAGGAGCAAUAGCGGAGGCGAACGCAGUAGUGCCAACGGGUUCUAUGGCCGCGGCGACUACAAUACGAACGACUUCUGGCAACCAGCAACAAAGACAAAAACAACUACAAGAACAGCAGCCGAAAAAACGAAAUCAUAAUCAGCAACAGUUACAACAAAAACAACAAUACAAUGAAAUUCAAAAUCAAAAACUAAGUUUAAUAAAAACCAAACGUUCCUCGCGCGGUAAUAAAAUACAACGUAAUGUCUGCUUUGCGCUUGGCAGUGCCAGCGGUAUCAAGAGUGAAGGCGUUCACGAUGAUAACGAUGCAUAUCAGAAUAAUAAUUACGAUGCUGAGUUGGAGGACGAUGCCGAUGAAGAGGAUACUAUUACUUAUGGUAGGCCGCGUUCACACAGCACCAAUCAAACCAAUGCGACGGGAUAUGCGCGUCGUCAACAGCAAUACAACAACCAUCGGCGUUACUCGCAACCAUCAUCUAGCAACAAUGCUAAUAAGCAACAUCAGCCUGCUGGUCAAAUGGCCGAAAAUUGGCGCAGCCGUGGUGGCAUUCUAAUAAAUGGUGGUAGUGGCGGAGAAUUAUCGAAUAACACCAGCGGUGUAAAUAGCGUAAUAAUUGCAAAUAAUUCCCGCAACAAAUAUCGUACGCUAGGCGUUCACUCCCCCGGCUGGAAUGCUGGAGGGCAACGCAAUGGUGGCAGCGGUAGUGGCGGCUACCACUACAAUGUGCGUUCGGCUGUCGGCAACUUUAUUCACGUCGGCGUAACCGGUGCUUCACCACCAUCUGACGAUAGCGCUAGUAGCUCUUCUGGCGCCAUCCACAAUUGGCGUAACGAUUGCAUCUAUACAGGUGUACGCAACUGCGGUAUGCAACAGCGUCGCAGCUACCAGUAUCCAACACAGCCACGCUAUUCACCCACUCACGAAAGUGGUGAUUAUGGCAAUUCCGAUAUCGGCAGUGGCAGUGGUACCAUAAUGCGCGCCCAAAUUAUAAGCAGUAACCAACAGCAGCCGCGUAUCGGUUCAGGCCGUUUUACUCACUCUCCCUCUGGCAGUAUGUGUGUACAACAGUCUCGCGGCAGCACUGUCGGUGGCAUUUACAAUGGCGGCGGGAACAAUUUUAUCAUGGGCGUCGGCAGUGGUUCACCACCGUCACCUGGGGCAUUAGGCAUUGGACUCUCACCGCCGAGUGAGAGUUUGUUAAUGCAGCGACGCAUGCGGGUAGCAGCAGGCGUUGGACAACAUCUUGGUGAUUACUGUCAAUCAGCAACGGCGAAUGGUUAAUAAGCUAAAAUUUUACUACAUACACAUAAACAUAAAAAACAAAACUACAUUGAUACUAUGUCAAAACGUGAGGUGCACGUUUUUCGUGCGUUUUUUUUUUUUUUUUGUUCCAUUUUAAUUUUAUAGUAAAUGAGACCCACUUGAUUUCAUUUAUAACUGUGUAUAAAAAACAUGUAAUUAUGUGUGUGAGUGUCAUGGGAGAGGUUCAGAGAACAGUUGUAAAGAAAAAAUUGUGGCAAAAAUAUUCCUAACACUUCUUAAUCAAGAGAUGCAAUACCUUUUACAUGUUUGUGAAUUCUUUUGAAGCUCUGAAUACUUAUCUACUUAAAAACUUUAAAUAUGGCACAUUACUUCACUAGAUUGUAAAAUGUUUACAUUUUAUUUUUUAUACAGUUCAACUCUUCUCUACUCUUCACCUAUCUACUCACACACACAAAAAGCCUCAACGUAUUUCAGUUUUUAAUUUCAUUUGUAUUGCAAAAUGUAGCGUUACUUUUUUCUGUACCACUCGUUAAAUAAUUUUUUCCUCUUGUGUAUUGGAAAGUUAGGUGCUGAGUAAAAAGUACGGCAGAAGAUUUAUAGCCUUCCGGUUGUGAAUAAUACUUUUUUGCAUUAUUCUUGCGGAGAUUCUGGAUCGAAAAGUAAAAUGUGGGGAAAAAUUGAAAAAUAAAUAAAAAUCAAGUUUAUCGCUUUUAUCACUUUUCAAA